AUGCUCCUUUGCACCGCGCGCUCCCUGCCCGUCGCGUCGCCACGCGCCACUGUCCGCCUCGGCGUUCAAGACAUGGAAGGGACCGGCCCCGAGACGGGCGGCCAAGUCUUCGACCCGAUUGGCCUGUCCAAGAUCGCGUCGUCCGAGACGCUCGCAUGGUAUCGUGCUGCAGAGCUCAAGCACGGACGCAUCGCGAUGGCCGCCGUCACUGGCUGGGCGUGGGUCUCGUCGGGCGGCCCUCUCUUCCCGGGCUACAUCUCGGUGGAGCAGGGCAUCACCUUCGAGUCCCUCGGCCGCGACGGAUACGCCGCGUGGGACGCGACGCCGGAGAACGGCAAGGCGCAGAUCCUCGGCAUCGUGGGGCUGCUCGAGAUCCUCGGCGAGUCGGCAAUCAAGCCGCACUACAUGGCCGGGGGCACGCCGGGCAAGAUCCCGUUGCUGUGGGACCCGCUCGGCUUCACCGCCAAGCUCUCUUCCGAGGUGCUCGCCGAGAAGCGAGUCUCGGAGCUGAAGAACGGCCGCCUCGCCAUGAUUGGCGUCAUGUCGCUCGUCUCCGCGCACUUCAUCCCCAACUCGGUCCCACUCUUGCCCUGA
Molecule: messenger RNA, 594 nt
Organism: Emiliania huxleyi CCMP1516
Lineage: Eukaryota; Haptophyta; Isochrysidales; Noelaerhabdaceae
Product: light harvesting protein
Exons: 3
Coding region: 1-594 (197 amino acids)
Biological process (GO): response to light stimulus; photosynthesis, light harvesting in photosystem I
Cellular component (GO): membrane
Source: RefSeq, a predicted model, not a curated record